AUGAAGCUCGAUGCAAAGGCGAUUCGUUACCUCACCUCUGAGGAUUUUCGUGUUCUCUCUGCGGUUGAGACAGGAAGCAGAAAUCAUGAAGUUGUUCCGACUCCGUUAAUCGCCAAUAUCUCAGGUCUUCGAGGUGGUAGUGGUGUAAACCGAGCUAUUUCGAAUUUGGCCAAAACCAAUCUUAUUGCGAAGGUGAAGAAUGCCAAAUACGACGGAUAUCGUCUCACCUACGGUGGUCUCGAUUAUCUCGCGCUUAACGCUCACCAAAAGCAAAAAUGCGUCUACUCCGUCGGAAACCAAAUCGGUGUCGGAAAGGAAUCAGACAUUAUCGUGGUUGCGAACCACCAGGGAACACAGCGCAUUCUCAAGAUCCACCGUCUCGGUCGCAUUUCUUUUCGAACAGUCAAAACUAACCGAGACUACCUACGACACCGGCAAACCGGCUCGUGGAUGUAUAUGUCACGCUUGGCGGCGAUGAAGGAAUAUGCGUUCAUGAAGGCACUUGGAGAGAACGGGUUUUCCGUACCAGAGCCUAUCGCGCAGAACAGACACACAAUUGUCAUGAGUCUUAUUGACGCCUUCCCACUACGCCAGAUCUCGACGGUUCCGAACCCAGCGCUCCUGUACUCAGAGCUCAUGGACACGAUCAUGAGAUUAGCUCGGUAUGGGUUGAUCCACGGUGACUUUAACGAAUUCAAUAUCCUCAUCAAAGAAGAGGAGGACCCGAAUGCGAAGGGCAAAGCCCCAGCAGACGCAGAGAACGACGAGAACAUCCGGCUGGUUCCGGUCAUCAUUGAUUUCCCGCAGAUGGUAUCGAUCGAUCAUGCGAAUGCAGAAAUGUACUUCGAUCGUGAUGUGAAUUGUAUUAAGCGUUACUUCCAGCGGAAGUUCCGUUAUGUGAGCGAUGAGCCAGGCCCGUUCUUCGCUGACGCUAAGAAACAGCUUCUUGAGAACCCUGGAAAGCGGUUGGACGUUGACGUUGAAGCAUCAGGGUUCUCAAGGAAGAUGGCUCGUGAACUGGAGGCAUACAUGAAGGAAGUCGGCGCCAAUGAAGAAGAGCGAGGAAGCGAUGAUGAGGAUCAUUCGGGGUCUGAGGACGAAGCUGAGGAAGACGUGAACGCAGAAGAUGAGGAGAGCGGUGCCAAAAAGUCGAAGGAGUCUGAAUCUGAUGCAAUCACCGAGAGUUCUCAACGACUGGGCGAAUUGCACGUUUCGUAG
Molecule: messenger RNA, 1218 nt
Organism: Aspergillus nomiae NRRL 13137
Lineage: Eukaryota; Fungi; Ascomycota; Eurotiomycetes; Eurotiales; Aspergillaceae
Product: protein kinase RIO2
Exons: 3
Coding region: 1-1218 (405 amino acids)
Biological process (GO): protein phosphorylation; maturation of SSU-rRNA
Cellular component (GO): preribosome, small subunit precursor; nucleus; cytosol
Molecular function (GO): protein serine/threonine kinase activity; ATP binding
Source: RefSeq, a predicted model, not a curated record